AUGUGUGACAUGGGGGGACUGGAUAACCUGAUUGCCAACACGGCAUACCUACAGGCCAGGAAAAGUGGAGAUGUUGAUGCCAAGGAGAUGCAAAAAAGGCGCAAGGCCCUUGCGCUACCCAAGAUUGAGGAGUGUGCCGCCAUCAAGCAAUCUCUUACUAUAGACUACGAGACUAUUUGUGUACAACAGCCCAUUGGCAAGACUUUUUUCAAGGAAUUCCUGGAGACUGUACCUGAAUACCUACUAGCCAGGGAGUUCUUGGAUGAAGUGUCUUCUUGGGAGUUAGCAGAAGAGAACAUAAAGGCUAGCCUCCUGGAAGGUAUAGUCAACAUGUAUCUGAAGACCGCCAGUAAUAGCUACCUGAAGUUCCUCAGUGCAGACCUGUCGAACAAGUGCCAGUCUGCUGCCAAGGAUGAUUUUGAGAAAAUAACACAGGCAGCCAGGGAAGAGACAAACACGUACCUUACAGGAAAACCUUUUCAGGAAUUCCAGACUAGUCCAUUCUUUGACAAGUACCUGCAGUGGAAAUGCUUUGAGAAGCAACCUGUAACUGAAAAGCAAUUCGACGAGUUCCGAGUGUUAGGAAAAGGAGGCUUCGGAGAGGUUUGUGCCAUCCAGGUGAGAAAUACUGGGAAGAUGUAUGCCUGUAAGAAGUUGGACAAAAAAAGACUGAAGAAAAAAGGAGGCGAAAAGAUGGCUCUGCUAGAGAAGGAGAUCCUUGAGAAAGUCAACAGUCGUUUCAUCGUCACUCUGACCUAUGCUUAUCAGAGCAAAACUGCCCUGUGUCUUGUCAUGAGCCUCAUGAAUGGUGGGGAUCUUAAAUAUCACAUUUACAAUGUGGGUGAAAGAGGCCUGGAAAUGGAUAGGAUAAUCUUCUACUCUGCUCAGAUCACCUGUGGGAUGCUCCACCUUCAUUCCAUCAAAAUUGUCUACAGGGACAUGAAGCCAGAAAAUGUCCUGCUAGAUGAUAAUGGUCACUGCCGCUUGUCUGAUCUUGGCUUGGCAGUGGAAGUCAAGGAGGGCAAAACAAUCACCCAGAGGGCUGGAACGAAUGGAUACAUGGCUCCUGAAAUCCUAAAGGAAGAAAACUACUCUUACCCAGUGGACUGGUUUGCUAUGGGAUGCAGCAUCUAUGAGAUGGUUGCUGGUCGAACACCAUUCAAGGAUUUCAAAGAAAAGGUCAAUAAAGAUGAAGUUAGAAAAAGAACCUUAGAAGAUGAGGUGAAGUUUGAACAUGCUAAUUUUGAUGCACCAACGAAAGAUAUCUGUAAAUUGUUCUUGGCAAAGAAACCAGAAGAUCGUUUGGGAAGCAGGAACAGUGAUGAUGAUCCCAGAAAACAUGCUUUCUUCAAGUCAAUAAACUUCCAUAGGCUAGAGGCAGGCCUUAUAGAUCCUCCCUUUGUGCCAGAUCCAUCUGUUGUCUAUGCCAAAGAUGUUGCAGACAUUGCUGACUUCUCUGAAGUAAGGGGAAUUGAGUUUGAUGACAAGGACAAGAAUUUCUUCAAAAAAUUUGCAACAGGUGCUGUCUCAAUACCAUGGCAGAAUGAAGUAAUUGAAACAGGACUGUUUGAGGAUCUGAAUAAUCCCAACAGAGUAGUUGUUGCCGAGACCAAAUCUGGAGUGUGCAUGUUGUUAUAAAUAUUACAUCAGGAAUAUAAAAGGCAGCACCACUGGACUUUUUGCAUGAUUUCAAAAACUCAAGUAUGUGUUUAGGAAGGACUCAGUGACAUCAGAAAGGAAGGCUGAACAAAGUACAUUCCCUUCUGAGCUGAUGGUUUGCUGGAAAUUUUUGAGUGAAAAAUUGGGUUUCUUUUAAGACAGGGAGAAAAUUCCAGUUCAUGAUGGUUUUGUCGGUAAAAUAUUCAAAACAUUAUCAGUGAUUUGGAUUCAGUAUUACCUUGAAAUUACCAUUGCAUUGUAAGAGGUCUAUAAUAACAACUGUGUCCCUUUUUUGUAAAAAGCAUUUCCUAAUGUAAUGAGAAGUGACAUAUAUUUAUAUUUAUUUUAGUUAAGU
Pogona vitticeps (central bearded dragon) is the source of this 2014-nucleotide messenger RNA. RefSeq names its product G protein-coupled receptor kinase 7 (gene GRK7). Gene Ontology annotation, cellular component: cytoplasm. The record is from RefSeq and is a predicted model, not a curated record. Gene Ontology annotation, molecular function: rhodopsin kinase activity; ATP binding. NCBI's taxonomy places the organism in Eukaryota, Metazoa, Chordata, Lepidosauria, Squamata, Agamidae. Gene Ontology annotation, biological process: signal transduction; protein phosphorylation; regulation of signal transduction.